CCCCAUACUCUCAACUAUCACAUUCAUAGUUCAUGAAACACCUAAUACCACCAUCUCAUCACAACCCCUUUUGCAUACCCAACACAACACUAAUACAUCCAUCUAGUCCCAAAGACCUCAAAUCACACCUACCCAUCACCAACAAUGACCGUUCUAUCCCACACGAAACGCGUCAUUCUCGCUCUCCUCGCCACAAAUAUGGCAUUCGCCCUCCCUUCACACCCGGCUUCCAACACAACUUGCACCGGUUAUCCCAUCUCCCAAGGCCCCGAAGACGCCUACACCGUCGCACCCGCCUGCCCCCCAGACUCCUCCACCCUCAUGCUCUCCGCCCUCCCGGAAUGCGCCCGCCUAGCCACCAACGCCGCCGCCGCGGCCCGCUCCGGAACAGCACCCCAACUCCGCACCAUCUUCAAGACCACCGACCCGGCCGUCCACGCACACAUCGCCUCCACCUUCGACGCCAUCGCCAGCGCCUGCGGCACCACCAGCACAACCAGCAUCCCCACCAUCCACUGCGGCGACGCCCCACCCCGAACGGAAUGCACAACCGGCAAAGUCGCCGGCUACGCCACCGGCCACACCGUCGCCUUCUGCCCCUUCUUCUUCGGCCUGCCGCUGUUGCCGAGUAGUUGUGAGAAGUCGAAGAGUCGGGCGGGACUGGUGGUGCAUGAGUUUGCGCAUGUGCGGGACCUGGUGGGCGGGUGGAUUGUGGAUGUGGCGUAUUUUCCGGAGGGGGUGUUGGGGUUGGGGACUGCGGAUGCGUUGAGGAAUGCGGAUUCGUUUCAUCUUUUUGCUGUGGGGGUGGAGAUGGGGUGUUGGGUUUGAGAGGCAAUGGAGGGAUGGUGGAGGUUGUAUCAUUUGAGCGUUGCGUGGUAUUAGGAUAGUUCCAUAGUUGAUAGUUGAUAUACACGGUUCCUUUC
This is a messenger RNA of Pseudovirgaria hyperparasitica, 923 nucleotides long. Its product is annotated as zincin. Gene Ontology annotation, biological process: proteolysis. Gene Ontology annotation, molecular function: metalloendopeptidase activity. Lineage: Eukaryota; Fungi; Ascomycota; Dothideomycetes; Acrospermales; Acrospermaceae. The transcript has a single exon. The record is from RefSeq and is a predicted model, not a curated record. Bases 145 to 828 code for a protein of 227 amino acids.